Fukomys damarensis (Damara mole-rat) is the source of this 1022-nucleotide messenger RNA. RefSeq names its product histone H1t. The transcript has a single exon. Gene Ontology annotation, cellular component: nucleosome. Bases 250 to 900 code for a protein of 216 amino acids. Gene Ontology annotation, molecular function: structural constituent of chromatin; DNA binding. The record is from RefSeq and is a predicted model, not a curated record. Gene Ontology annotation, biological process: nucleosome assembly. NCBI's taxonomy places the organism in Eukaryota, Metazoa, Chordata, Mammalia, Rodentia, Bathyergidae.
AGUAAAAAGUGAGGUGAAAUCUGAAUUCCCACGGAUCAUCCAGCAUUGAAACCUGGGUGAUUCAGUAAGUAGCAAUUUUGUGGGAUUCAACUUUUGAGGGUAAAACAAACACAAAUGCUCCUCCUCCGAGGGGUGGGGGCGGUUCCCCAGCGAUGCACCAAUCAGAGUGCAUCCUACCCUAUAUAAGGCCCGGCAGUCUAGUGUUUUACCCUUGCCAGUGGUCAAUAUACUUUGGUCUCCUUGUGUGUUAUGUCAGAAACGCUACCUGUAGGUCCUGCUGCUACUGCUCCAGACCCCAUGGGAAAACUACUUGGUAAAAAACGAGGCAGGAAGGCGGCGGUUGGCGGCUCAAAUGCAAAGCAGAAGGUCCAGAACUCUUCAGUGUCCAAGUUGAUCACUGAGGCUCUGUUGCAGUCGCCAGACCGAGUUGGCAUGUCUUUUGCCGCUCUCAAGAAGUCCUUAGCUGCCGCCGGGUAUAAUGUGGAGAAGAACAACAGCCGUAUCAAGCUGGCUGUCAAGAGCUUAGUAGAAAAAAGAGUUCUGGUGCAGAUCAAGGGGACUGGCGCCUCUGGGUCCUUCAGGCUCAGCAAGAAAGUUGUUCCUGAAGCCUCCAAGGGCAGGGGUAGAAGGCCUGCUUCUGCCAAGAACAAGAAGCUGGGCUUGCCCAGGGAUUCCAGACCCCCAAAGAGCACUAAACCCAACAGGGGGUGCCAGAAGUCAAAGACUCCACACAGUGAAGCCUCAGGCAGCAGGAAGAAGGCCCAAAGGUCCAAGAGCCUGCAGCCACAGAAGAGCCCCGCCACGGCCAGAGUGGGGAAGGCCAAGCCUAGGAGGCCAAGGUCGGCCCUUUCGAAAUCGAAAUCUAACUCCAGGAAGGUAGUGUCUAAGAGAGCAGCUUGAGAAGUAAAGGACUAGUUUUGAGAAUCCAAAGGCUCUUUUAAGAGCCACCGAAACAAUUUUCAAAGUGGUGUGACUCUGCAAACUUACAGAAGUUCUUGCAACGAGUCUAGGUUUUUAAUUGC